CACAUCCAGCAGUUCUACGAUCUCCUCACCGGCUCCAUGGAGAUCAUCCGAGGGUGGGCGGAAAAAAUCCCCGGCUUCACCGAUCUCCCCAAGACGGACCAGGACCUGCUCUUCGAAUCCGCCUUCCUGGAGCUCUUCGUGCUGCGGCUGGGGGAGAUGCGUACAGGUCAAAUCCAGUGGAGGGCAAGCUUAUCUUCUGCAACGGGGUGGUCCUGCACCGGUUGCAGUGCGUCCGCGGCUUUGGGGAGUGGAUCGAUUCCAUUGUUGAAUUUUCCUCCAACUUGCAAAACAUGAACAUCGAUAUCUCUGCCUUCUCUUGCAUCGCUGCCCUGGCCAUGGUGACAGAGAGGCACGGGCUUAAGGAACCCAAGAGGGUGGAAGAACUUCAAAACAAGAUUGUAAAUUGUCUCAAAGACCAUGUGACUUUUAAUAACGGGGGGCUGAAUCGCCCCAACUAUUUGUCCAAACUCUUGGGGAAGCUCCCCGAACUCCGCACGCUUUGCACGCAGGGCCUGCAGCGCAUUUUCUACCUGAAACUGGAAGACUUGGUGCCGCCGCCAGCAAUAAUCGACAAACUUUUUCUGGACACUUUACCUUUUUAAGACUCUUCCCGUGCACUUCCGCUGGGCUGAAGAGGAGCUUCACGUGUCCGAGGGGGAAUUCGUCUGGGCCCCAGGCAGCACCCCUGGGUGCCAGCUUCCCGUCCAAACCAGUGUUGUAACCUCCUGCGGGCGGAACGUCAGCGGGCGCUGGGGCUCUGGGGCAUCACGGAUGCAGAUCAUGGACCACACAAAUACCAUGGUAUAAACUUUUUAUUAUCAGCUUAUAAAUGAAUUUAUUAUU
This is a messenger RNA of Pelecanus crispus (Dalmatian pelican), 843 nucleotides long. The record is from RefSeq and is a predicted model, not a curated record. NCBI's taxonomy places the organism in Eukaryota, Metazoa, Chordata, Aves, Pelecaniformes, Pelecanidae.